AUGGAUGACUUGUUCGACGUAUUCGAGGAUAAACCUUCCUCUGGAAUUCCUCUUCAAGACCCUUCGAAACCCCGAAAGAAGAAAGACAAAAAUAGAAAAAGACAGGCAAAUGGAGUCGUAAAGGAUAUCCCGAAUGCGGUGAGCGGCCAAGAGAAUGGAGAGAUUACAGAUACCCCGAUGGAAGAUGUGGACGCAGCGGAGCCCUCCGAGCCGCAAAAUGGCCAACCCGAUCCAAAGCGACAGCGCCUCCAACCAGAACCAGAGCCUGUUGUAGCCGAUACAUUCGAAACUGAACAGUCGCGAGAGAUUGCAGGCUCUGCCGGUCUCCAAGGAACGCAGGAUACCAAGGCUGUUGUUCUAUCGCAUCAAGUUCGGCAUCAGGUUGCGCUACCCCCAGAUUACCCCUAUGUCCCAAUUUCCGAACACAAACCACCAGAAACGCCCGCAAGGACAUGGAGCUUCACUCUAGAUCCCUUCCAACAGGUCUCAAUCGCGUCGAUCGAGAGGGGUGAGAGUGUUUUAGUCUCCGCCCAUACUAGCGCUGGAAAGACGGUGGUUGCAGAAUAUGCUAUUGCGCAAAGUCUGAAAAAUAAUCAGAGGGUUAUCUAUACAAGCCCCAUAAAGGCGCUGAGCAACCAGAAAUACCGGGAAUUUGCUGCUGAGUUUGGAGAUGUUGGAUUGAUGACUGGCGAUGUUACCAUAAAUCCUACGGCCACAUGUCUUGUCAUGACGACUGAGAUUUUGCGAUCUAUGUUAUACAGAGGUUCAGAAAUCAUGCGCGAGGUGGCUUGGGUGAUUUUCGAUGAGAUACAUUAUAUGCGAGACAAGACUCGUGGUGUCGUAUGGGAAGAAACCAUUAUUCUUCUUCCAGACAAAGUUAGAUAUGUUUUCCUCUCCGCAACAAUUCCGAACGCGAUGCAAUUUGCAGAAUGGAUUACCAAGAUGCACAACCAGCCGUGCCACGUCGUCUACACUGAUUUCCGACCAACCCCCCUACAACAUUACUUUUUCCCUGCUGGCGCUGAUGGAAUACACCUUGUCGUUGAUGAAAAAGGAGUGUUCCGUGAGGAGAAUUUCCAUAAGGCGAUGGAGACGAUCGCCGAGAAACAAGGAGAUGAUCCAGCAAACGCAAUGGCUAAGCGAAAGGGUAAAGGAAAAGACAAAAAGACAAAUAAAGGCGGAGACGGUAAUAAAGGUCCAUCUGACAUCUACAAGAUCGUGAAGAUGAUUAUGCUUAAAAAUUACAACCCGGUCAUUGUUUUCAGUUUCAGUAAAAGAGAAUGCGAGGCUUUUGCAUUACAGAUGAGCAAGAUGGCAUUUAACGAUGAAUCGGAGAAAGAAAUGGUCAGCAAGGUGUUCAAUAGUGCGAUCGAGAUGCUCUCCGAUGAGGACAAGGAGCUACCACAAAUUAAACACAUCCUACCACUACUUCGUCUCGGGAUCGGGGUCCACCACUCCGGCCUUCUCCCUAUCCUCAAGGAGACCAUCGAAAUUCUGUUCCAGGAAGGACUGAUUAAGGUACUAUUCGCUACAGAAACGUUUUCCAUCGGUCUAAACAUGCCUGCCAAGACCGUGGUUUUCACAAGUGUUCGGAAAUUCGACGGUGUAAGCCAACGCUGGAUUACGCCCUCUGAGUUUGUACAAAUGUCGGGUCGUGCUGGACGUAGGGGUCUUGACGACCGCGGCAUUGUCAUCAUGAUGAUCAAUGAAGAAAUGGAUCCAACGGUUGCGAAGGAAAUUGUCCGUGGAGAGCAAGACAAACUUAAUUCGGCCUUUUAUCUAGGCUACAACAUGGUAUUGAACCUUCUACGAGUGGAGGGGAUCUCACCUGAGUUUAUGUUGGAGCGAUGCUUUUAUCAAUUCCAAAAUGCGGCUAGUGUAUCUGGUUUGGAAAGGGAACUGGCCGAAUUGGAGAAGGAAUAUGCCGGGAUGGUAAUUGCCGACGAAGGGACGAUCCGGGAAUACUAUGAUCUACGCCAAAACAUCGCCACAUACACCUCGGAUAUGCGUACUGUGAUCAGCCUUCCAAACUACUGUUCACGUUACAUGCAACCCGGGCGGCUUGUUCAAAUACAAUAUAAGGACCACGACUUUGGUUGGGGUGCUGUUGUCAACUCUCAAAAACGAAAACCUCCUCGAAACGCUCCUAAUGAAGAAUAUCCUCCCCAUGAAAGCUUUAUUCUCGAUGUCUUGCUACAAGUCGCAGAGGACUCAUCUUCCCCAACGAGAGCUGGUCAAAAUCCUCUGCCCCCUGGGAUCGGACCUUCUCGGCCGGGAGGGAAGUUCAAGGUGGAAGUUGUUCCCGUGCUAAUUGGUUGCUUAAAGUCAAUCUCCCACAUUCGGAUUCGGUUACCUCAGGACCUUAAGCCAAUCAGCGCGAGGAACGAGGCUAACAAACACAUUGUGGAGAUACAAAGGCGAUUCCCUGAUGGAGUUCCCCUUCUGGACCCUAUUGAGGACAUGGGCAUAAGGGAUGACUCCUUCAAGAAACUCCUUCGGAAAAUUGAAGUAUUAGAGUCACGUCUAAUAUCCAAUCCACUCCAUAACUCCCCCCGGCUUCCAGAAUUAUAUGACCAGUACGCGGCAAAAACUGAACUGGGCUCAAAAAUAAAAGCAACAAAAAAGAAGAUCACGGAGGCCAUGUCGAUUAUCCAAUUAGACGAGCUAAAAUGUCGCAAACGGGUACUUCGCCGCUUCCAGUUCAUCAACGAGGCAGAGGUUGUGCAACUAAAAGCCCGUGUCGCAUGCGAGAUCAGCAGCGGCGACGAGCUUAUGCUUAGUGAGCUUCUCUUUAAUGGGUUUUUUAAUAACCUCACCCCCGAGCAGUGUGCCGCAGUCCUUAGCGUGUUUGUCUUCGAGGAGAGUUCCAAAGAGACACCACCUAUAUCCAAGGAAGAGCUGGCGAAGCCACUGAGGGAUAUCCAAGCCCAGGCGAGGAUCAUUGCCAAAGUGUCGCAGGAGUCCAAGCUCGCAGUCAACGAAGAUGAAUAUGUGAAAGGAUUCCGAUGGGAGUUGAUGGAGGUCAUAUAUGAAUGGGCGAAGGGGAAGUCAUUUGCGGAAAUUUGCAAAAUGACGGAUGUUUAUGAGGGAAGCUUGAUCCGCACAUUCCGACGACUAGAGGAGUGCAUGCGACAGAUGGCCCAGGCAGCGAAGGUGAUGGGCAGCGAAGACUUAGAGAAGAAGUUCGAGAAGUCCCUUGAGAUGGUGAAGCGGGAUAUCGUUGCGGCCCAAUCGCUAUACCUCUAG
Blastomyces dermatitidis ER-3 is the source of this 3246-nucleotide messenger RNA. RefSeq names its product ATP-dependent RNA helicase DOB1. The record is from RefSeq and is a predicted model, not a curated record. Gene Ontology annotation, biological process: maturation of 5.8S rRNA; RNA catabolic process. Gene Ontology annotation, cellular component: nucleus. The transcript has 6 exons. The coding region runs from base 1 to 3246 and encodes 1081 amino acids. Lineage: Eukaryota; Fungi; Ascomycota; Eurotiomycetes; Onygenales; Ajellomycetaceae. Gene Ontology annotation, molecular function: RNA binding; RNA helicase activity; ATP binding.